Molecule: messenger RNA, 1223 nt
Organism: Ceraceosorus guamensis
Lineage: Eukaryota; Fungi; Basidiomycota; Exobasidiomycetes; Ceraceosorales; Ceraceosoraceae
Product: Emopamil-binding protein
Exons: 10
Coding region: 205-840 (211 amino acids)
Biological process (GO): sterol metabolic process
Cellular component (GO): endoplasmic reticulum; membrane
Molecular function (GO): cholestenol delta-isomerase activity
Source: RefSeq, a predicted model, not a curated record
UUCAGAUUGCAGCAAGCGUGCGUGCAGAAUCACAAUGUCAUACGAUGUCAGAUCGUGGCUGUACACCCCACAUGACGCUCAUACUACCACCACACCAUAUCCAGCAGCAGCACAUGCCUUCUUGCUAACCUCUCCACUCGACACUUGCGAUUGAGAUUUGCCUGCGCACCAUCACUGCUGCCGCGACCACAACGCGCCUCCAAGAUGGAUGAACAGACCAAACAGAGUCUGCUUGCCAACGGUUUCGUCGCGCUGCUGGUCACCGGAGGUUUCUUGAGCUCUCAGCUCUUGCUUCCCAAACGAGCUUCCCGAAAGACGCGCUUCAUCUUUACCUGGCUCGCUUUUGAUGCGCUGUGUCACUCCAUCAUCGAAGGCAGCUUCUUGUACUACUCCACCUUUGGCAGGAGUAUCAACACCAGUCAAGGCUUCCUCGCUUAUUUAUGGAAAGACUACGCUCGCGCAGACAAGCGAUGGGGCUGGUCCGACCCCACCGUCGUCAGUCUGGAGAUUUUGACGGUUCUCGGAGCAGGACCUCUGGCAGCGUACUGCUGUUAUCUUCUCUUGAACGACGUGGCCGCUUAUCACUACUGGGCCGUAGUGCUCAGCACUGCAGAGCUGUAUGGAGGCUUCAUGACCUUCUGUCCUGAAUGGCUCACUCAGAACAAGAACCUGGAUGCCAGUGACUGGAUGCUGUUCUAUGUGUACCUCUGCUUCAUGAAUCUGGCCUGGGUAUUCAUUCCCUUCUACCUGUUGCUCGACUCUUACGGUUCUAUUACCGCUGGACUGCGUACCGUCGCAGGUGCCACCGCUGCAGUCACCAAGACUCAGAAGAGCAAGUGAUCCGGAGCGCAAGUCAAGUCGUGCCACGGGGCUCCUCGAGCAGAGGUGCGCACAUCAUGCUCCACGGCAUAUAACGGGUCAAUUAAGUGGCUGCUGCAUUCCGCGCGUCGCAAAUCCUGCAGCGAUUACAAGAUGUCAUGAGAUUGCCCAGCUUGUGAAAGACGCUGCGAGGUUAGCCGGCCCCUCUUUCACAGGUCCAUGCCCGAUCAGCCCUUACUGGGCCUGACCUUGGCAAAUUUGAACUUUGAUGCAAGUCUUUCCAUCCUCUCCCUUGCCAGCAGCUGUAGCUGCAAAAGCCUGAAUAGCAUCGUCGAAAGUGUACCUGUGCGUGACGAUCCUCUUCACGUCUACCAGACCUUGAGAUACGAGAUCGAUGGCUGUUC